Emericellopsis atlantica is the source of this 4578-nucleotide messenger RNA. RefSeq names its product BTB domain and ankyrin repeat-containing protein. The record is from RefSeq and is a predicted model, not a curated record. Gene Ontology annotation, molecular function: protein binding. The coding region runs from base 1 to 4578 and encodes 1525 amino acids. Lineage: Eukaryota; Fungi; Ascomycota; Sordariomycetes; Hypocreales; Bionectriaceae. The transcript has 2 exons.
AUGAGUCACCUGCUCUGGAAAUACUACUGGGAACAAGAUGUCGACAAAUUUCGACGUCUUCUGGCCCCUGGCACCCAGAACGCGCACCCGCUAUCCAAGAGCCCCGGCCUGAGCUAUGAUGGAGGCUUCCUCGCUAAAAGCCCAGGCGCCCCUGCCGGUUCGCCACGGGCUGGAGGCAAGACUCGACGGGUUUCCGGAUUUACGCCUGGGAAACACAAGGACUCUGCGAAUCUCAUCGGGCGACCCGAAAUCAACAGUCGUGACCACAGUGGGCUAACCCUGCUCCUGCGUGCCGCGAUAUCGACCGACCCGACCGCGCGCGACUUCAUAUGUGCCCUUCUUGAGCACCCGUCUAUCGAUCUGUACGCGCAGGAUCCCGAAAGCGGCUGGAAUGCCCUCCAUCGGGCCCUGUACGCUGGAAAUGUAUCGAUUGCACGUAUGCUACUGAGGAAGGAGCGAGCAUACCUGACAAGCCAUCACAUGGGCUCGGUUGGUAGGGUUGGCCAGUUGAUCAAGACCAAGGACAAGGAAGGCAACAGUCCUUUUGAUGUCUACAACUCGACGGUUGCGACUCGGUCUCUGCAAGAGGUUGUGCAAGCGAAUGCUUCGGACUCCGAUUCAGAAAGCGGUGACGAUGGUGCUCAUACAACAAGCGGUCUGCGUGGAAAUCAUUCACAUCUGGACUUUCAUUGCGAGGGAGAUGAGCUAUUCGUCUUCGGGAGCAACAAGAACAUGUCUCUUGGUGUCGGCGACGAAGAUGAUCGACAGUUCCCCGAGCGCAUCCACCUUCGCCGACCUGAUUCUCUACUGCACACUCUGUACGCCGAGUACUGUGAUCGACAUGGCUUAGAAGAGCCUGAUCCAUCUCUGCCCGUCACCGAGAUUCCCACCAUGGUCCGCGAACAGCCACUCGUGAUCAAAGACAUGGUCAUGGCGAAGCUGCAUAGCGCCAUCCUCACAGAUGAUCCAGUCUCCAACCUCUACGUCUGUGGUGUCGGACGAGGUGGUAGACUGGGGCUCGGCGACGAAAACACGCAAUUUCGUUUCGUUCCCGUGCAAGGUCCUCUCACUGAUAAAAAGAUUCAUCAAGUUGCACUUGGCCAGAACCACACUUUGGCUGUUGCGGAUAAUGGAGAACUUUGGACGUGGGGCCUCAACACGGAAUCGCAGCUGGGCUACACCCUCCCGCCGCCAACCAAGGUUGAGGAAGAACCAAUGUGCGUGACACCACGCCAGGUGUUCGGUCCCCUGAAAAAAGAGGUCAUUCUGGGCGUUGCGGCAUCAGCUAUCCAUUCAGUCGCACACACAGGGUCUUCGUUGUUCUGCUGGGGCCGCAACAACGGUCAACUAGCUCUCAUGGAUUCUGACUCGAGAUCCAUGGAUGUGCAGCAGAGUCCCCGCAAGGUCGCUGCUUCUCUUCUAUCGUCUCCCAUCGUCAUGGUUUCGGCGAUCGACAAGGCUACAACGUGCCUCCUAUCGAAUCACACCGUUUGGGUCUUCACCAACUACGGAUACAACCUGGUCAAGUUUCCUGUACCGGACGUCUUUGCAAACUUUAACAUAUCGGCUUCAUUCUCAAACAGAUACGAGCCAGGAAGGAACAAAAUUGGCUACGUCACCUCAGGCGGGGAGACAAUCGCCGCCGUCACCAGGAGCGGCGACCUCUUCACAAUGCAACUGAAUCAGAAAGCUGAAGCUCACCAGAUGGCUUCGACAACGAACCCCACCAAGAUCAAAGGCGCGCUCAGUCAGCCUCAGUGCAUCUGGGACUCGCGCAAGGAUGGGGCCAUGUCUGUCAACGUCGGUGAGCACGGCUCCGUGAUCAUUUGCACGGAAUCUGGUGCGGUGUGGAAACGAGUCAAGCGCAACAAGGGAAAGGGCGCGGCUUUCGUGGGAAGCGAGCUGCGAAGGAACGAUUUCAAAUUUGAGCGUGUGCCGUACAUUACAGAUUGUGUUUCGGCUCGAAGCUCGACCUUUGGGGCCUUUGCGGCGAUAAGAAAGGACAGUAAAGUCAUGUCGGAACAGAUCAAAGUUCAGGAGAAGUCUCUAUGGCGCGACGUUGCUUCACUACUCGGCCUGGACGACUUCAAGGCCGGGCUGAUGGAGCUUAAUGCAUACCGGCCAUGGGACGGCUCCAGCAACUGGGAACUGCCUCCCGCUUUCCUCAAACCCGAAGCAUUCGAGGACACCUUUGCUCAGUGGCUACGGGGCAACGCGCGCCGCCAUGAGGAUGCGGAUAUGUUUAUCGAGAGCACUUCAGUACCAAACCUUCGAGUGCCUGCUCAUAGCUUCGUCUUUGCCGGCAGAAGCUCGAUCCUACGCCAAGCCUUUGCCGCAUAUCGGAAUGACGGUGUCCAGACAGAGUCUGACUGCUUUGUUCUCGAAGAAGCUGAGGGCAAGCUUGUGCUCAGACUCGUCAACGCUGACUUCUUGACUUUGCUCAACCUGGUCACUUUUGCUUACCAAGACGCCAUGGUGCCCGUAUGGCGCUACACGCGCGAGGCUCCUGCGUAUGCGUUCCGUUUCAGACAGGUCCGCACAGAAGUGAUGAAGUUGGCCACAAAACUCGACCUUGCUCAACUGGAAGCUGCCGCAAGACUGCAGCGUUCGAUGGAGCGCUCGCUCGACACCGAUUUCCGAGUUGCUACGGAAGACCCGCUGUUCUACGAAGACGCAGACGUCGUACUUGAGCUAGAUGGUGACGAGGUCCCUGCUCACAGUUCAUUACUUUGUCAGCGAUGCCCCUUCUUCGAGGGCAUGUUCAAUGGAAGAUCCCAAGGCGGAUGGCUUGCCGGGCGUCUAGAUCAGCUCGGGUCUGAGCACAAGGUUCGGGUCGACCUCGCGCAUGUGAGCCCAGACACGUUCUACUACGUGCUGCAGCAUAUAUACUGCGACGCAGGUUCCGAGAUGUUCGACGAAGUCGCUGCUGGUGACAUUGAUGACUUUUCCGAGCUCAUUCUGGAUGUCAUGAGCGUCGCGAACGAGCUGAUGCUCGAUCGUUUGGCGCAGACAUGCCAGUCCAUCAUUGGCAAAUUCGUCACAACGCGCAACAUUGCGAACCUGCUCAACGAAAUCAGUCCCUGUGUGGUAACGGACUUCAAAGACACGGGCCUGGAGUACAUCUGUCUCCAGCUUGAAUCGAUGCUUGAGAAUCAUCUGCUUGAAGACCUUGAUGAGGACCUCGUUCACGAGCUCGACGAGAUCGUCCGGGAGAACCAACUCGCUCGUCUCCCCAUUGGUCGAAGUGGUCGCGCUGAGCUGGUUCUCCAUGACAAAUACCCUGAGCUGGUGGCCGAAAUAGAGGAGGAGCGCCGUAUCCGCAUCAAGGAACUCGCGUACAGGGCAGUGCUGAAGGACGAUGAUAGGAAGGGAUCAUCAUCUAUCAAGAGUCCCAGCCUGCGGCCCAAGAGCUCAAUGGCCGACAUGAUCUUCGAUAUGGACGAGGAUAGAACACCUGGCAGGCCUGCCGCAUCCCCCAUGAUUUCGGGGUCGUUGGACAAUUUCGACCUGGACAUGGAGCAUGUAUCCCAGCUUCCCAAGUCCUGGCAACAAGCCAGAGACAGAGCCACGCAGAGCCCUCUUGACACAACACCGCUGGGAGUUUCACCUUUAUUUGCGGCCAGAUCGCCUCCCAAUGCCGGCGGGAAGCCUUGGGCAUCAGCUGCCCAGCCGAUGCCGAAGCUUGGGUUGAAGGAUAUUUUGUCGGAAGUCAAGCCAGCCUCAGCGCUGAGUGCAGGCUUGGCUGGUCAGGCUAAGGGCCCUCCUGUUCCGACUGACAAGCUUUCGAACAAUGCGGCCGCGCCCAAGCUGUCACAGAAGGAGCGGAAAAAACAGAUGCAAUUACAGGCAGCAGCUGAAGCAGCCGAGAAAAACGUCAAGUCACAGCAAGUGCCCUGGGAAACAGUGCCCUCUGGCAGCAAACCUGCCACGGCUCCUUGGAAGGCAGCGGCUCCCGCUUCCAAGAUGUCCAUGAAGGAUGCAAUGUCGGCGGAAUUUGCCGCCAAGGAGGCUGUUGCCGCGAGUGCGAAGCCUCUGAUCGCAUCGGAGGCUAGCCCAGCAUCGUCUAGAUCCAAAGUGCGAACCGCAUCGCCAGACACUCGAUUCUCGGGUCAAAGUCGCACCAAUAGCUCCCCCAUCGUCCCAUCCGCUUCCACCCCGCAGCAAAAGGAGAAGCCGCUAGUACCUCACUCCAAGUCCUACAUGACUCCAGCUCGGAAGACGGAGGACUUUUUGGGCGCCAGCAUGUCCGAUAUCAUUGGCCAGCAGGCACGUGAGCAACAGAAGGCCAAAGAAGCUGUUGCGAAGCGGUCUUUGCAAGAGAUACAGCAGGAACAGGAGUUCCAAGCGUGGUGGGAUCAAGAGAGCCGUCGUGCACAAGAAGAGGAGGCGAGGAGGCUUAAUAAGGGCUCCGGAAAGGAGCAAAGCGACAAACCGGCUCAACGUGGCCGGAGAGGCCGGAACCACAAGCCAAGGGGCAAGACUGAGGUGGCAGAAGCCUCUGAGAACGUGGGAAAUGGCACUCCAACGGGGGCCAACAGAGGCGCCAGAGGCGCAAGAGGCAGAGGGCGCAAGACCUGA